Mercenaria mercenaria is the source of this 2184-nucleotide messenger RNA. Its product is annotated as E3 ubiquitin/ISG15 ligase TRIM25-like. Gene Ontology annotation, cellular component: nucleoplasm; chromatin. Gene Ontology annotation, biological process: positive regulation of DNA-templated transcription. NCBI's taxonomy places the organism in Eukaryota, Metazoa, Mollusca, Bivalvia, Venerida, Veneridae. The coding region runs from base 121 to 2052 and encodes 643 amino acids. The transcript is spliced from 9 exons. Gene Ontology annotation, molecular function: zinc ion binding; ubiquitin-protein transferase activity. The record is from RefSeq and is a predicted model, not a curated record.
AUUGUACAUUGAUUAUUCCCCUUUAUUUAAUCACGCCAUUUGCAAUGUGAUUUCUCGCGGGAUAUUUGAAACGUUGUAAAAUUUUAAAUAUUAGAUAUUUUCCUUCAACAUCAGUAUAGAAUGGCAUCAUCUAUAGAGUACAGGUCACUGUACCAGGGAGAAAAAUUUGAAGAACUUCUCAAGUGCCCUAUAUGCUAUGAAGUCUAUAAAUCACCAAGAGCUUUAGCCUGCCUUCACACAUUUUGCGAGCCGUGUAUUAGUUCCUACAUUGAAGGACAGGACUCAGGCAAAUAUGCUGCAGGAGACUUACCUUGCCCUACUUGUAGACAGAUCACAAGAAUCCCAGAUACAACUAAAAGCCCAAAAGAUUGGGCUAAACUGCUACCCUACAAUUACACCAUUUUACCGCUAAUUGAAGCUUAUAACGAUAGAACUGAGCAAAAGAAUAAAAAUAACAAGAACUGCAUCUCCUGUUCAGGGAAAGUAAGCGAAUUUUUUGCCGUUUGUGAAGAUUGUGCUGGAAACCUUUGUUCGAGGUGUACCAGUCUUCAUGAAGAGUUGAAACUCUUCAAAGAUCAUGACAUUAUUAGAAUCAGUCUGGAUUCUGACCACCGAAAUUGUAGUAAACAUUUAGACAAGAAAGUGGACUACGUAUGCAUACAUCACAAUGAGCUCUUAUGCAGUACAUGUGUGGUUGUUAAUCAUAGGACAUGUGAUGAGAUUAGAGAGUUAAAAGACAUUGUAACUAAAGACGAAGUAAAGAUAAAAUUUUGUGAAGUCAAAAGCGAACUGGAAGCUUUGCAGACAUUUUUAUUUCAGUCUGUAAAUGACAUUCUGACUGAAAAUGAUCAGUUGAAAGCUAAGGCAGCUGAAAAUAAUGAGACAAUUAAAAAAUUUAAAGAACAUGUUGAUAAUUUGAUUUCGGGAUUCCAGCAGAUGCAGUUGCAUGGUGUACAGGACAAUGAAGAAAAAACUCAGGCUUAUUUUAUCCAAUGCCAGAAAACGCUCGGCAAAGUUCAGAAAAUUGAAAAAAUUCUAGAAGUAUUGGAGCCCUGUACCCAGAUGACAAGUCUGUUUCUAGCGUUAGAUGGGUUCUCACUUCAAAUCCAGGGUUUGCAGGAGCAGAUAUUGUCUAUUAAAGGAGCUGGGCACACAGACAUUGGGAUGCCAGCAGAGUUAGAAGCUUUGAUCAACAUGGUACCUCAGCCAAUCCUGAGCAUCUGCAAACAAAUGGAGCAGAUGGAAAUGAGUUCAAAUGAUGGGAAAACUGAAGGUUUUCAAGAUCCAGCUAAAGAGGUUCCUGAGGCUACAGCUCUCGAGAAUAUGAAAAAAAAAUUGCAAAAAGAUGAACAGGCACAAACAGUUCAGCAGUCAAGAAUGAGUUCAACUGAUGAACAAACAGAUUGUCCAGAUCCAAAUGGUGAGCUUUCUGAGUCAGGUGAUACAUGUCAGCUGUUUGAAAACAGUCAUGCAAAUCUGUCUAAUUUUCCAACACAAGAAGAAAAUUGUAGUGGUGGAAUCUCUCAGCAAGUAUUAUGGGUAGAAGAACAUGAUAAGUUGACCAUCCUGCUUUAUCACCUUGCCAAAUCAGGCCCAGGCUCAUUAGUCAUCAUUUAUGUGGAGACAAAAGAUGGUGCAGAUGCCCUGGAAGAAUUUCUAUCAUUAAGGAAAUACCCGGUGACAAGUAUCCAUGGUUCCCAUACACGCAGAAAAAGAGAAGAAGCUCUUCGAUUGUUCAGCACUGGGGAGAAGCCAAUCCUAGUUACAACAUCGGUGGCUGCUCAAGGUAAAGAUGUCCCCAAGGUACAGCAUAUUGUAAACUUUGAUCUUCCCAAUAAUAAAGAUGAAUACCUCAACAGAAUGUGUAAACUUGACCUAACUAGAACAGGACUAGUAACUUCAUUCUUCAAUGAAAUGAACAAACACAUGACCAGGGACUUGAUUCAUGUGCUUGUUGAUGCCAGUCAAAGUGUCCCAUCCUGGCUUGAGUCUUUUGCCAACAGUGCACGUCCGGUAGCUGCAUCAAGACAGAGGGCCUAUUAUAGGUCUUGAAGUAGAAGCAACCAGCGGCAAUUUGGUCAUUUUCCACAACAACAUGGUUACUAUGGAAACCAGCAGUACAAUCCUACCAUCCCCCAAGGAAGACUAGGCCAUGUAAGAAAUUGGAAUCUGACCUUGGGAAAU